CGCACAUCAGUACACCCGGUUUUUCUCGGUCGCUCCGACGCUCAGCUGCUCCCCGCGUCGCACCGACCCGGGCCUAGAGCCAAGACAUCGGACGUCGACCCGGAACUGACUCACCUUGUCCCUGCGCAAUCCACCACCUCACGCCACAAACCUAUCUCGGCAAGAUGAGUCUCGCGACCGCAGCGCCCGCCCAGGGCAGUACCACAAUUCCCACACUGGCCGAGCCAUCGACUACACAGCAAGACGAGAUCCGCGCCAAGGUCCAACGCGAGAUCGACGAGAAGCGCCGGGAGCUUCAGACCCGCGAGUCGGAACUGCUAGCCCGCAGGCAGGCGCUCAACACCACCGAAGGUGAAGAUAAGAAAAAGAAGAAGCGCAGCCUUUUCGGCUUCGGGAAGAAAAAGACGGAGCCCGCCCAGCCCGCUUCCACCAGCAAACCGGCCACUACCCGUACCACGGCCGCCUCCCCCAUCCAAACCGACCGCGCCCGAUUCUCCCCUUCCUCACCAGGCCGCGCGGGAUUCGCCUCCUCCCCACGCCUCGCCUCGCCCGCCGGCAGCCAGAUUUUCGAGCGCAACGUCCAAGAAAGCAGCGUCUCCCUGAUGCCCAGCUCCCCCGCCAUCCCCUCGCAUAUCCAAACCGAGAACUACAUCCCCCCGGUCCUCGAUGCCUCUUCCGAAGCCAUCACCGACGACCAUCUCAACCCGGACACCGUCGAGAUCAUUACCCACACCUCCCAUCAGCCCGCCUCGGUGACCGUGACCGGCCUAAACCCGUACGGCGAUGCCUCCUGGGCCGACGAGCUCGCCGCCUUCUCCUCCGGCACCACCACUACCGCCGCUGACACUGCCUCCAACUACGGCAGCUUCGACACCACCGACGUCCGCCGCCUAUCCUUCAUCUCCUUCGCCGACGUCGUCCAAGCCGAGCACGGCGGCUUCUCCCCCGGCAGCCCCCCGCGCGACAGCAUGCACCUCGCGGGCUUGACCUCCUUCACCUCGAACAACAACACCAACACCCACAACCGCUCCCCGUCCCCCAUCCGCUCGCCCGUCUCCUCCGCCGGCGGCGGCGUCGGCCCCGGUGGCGCGAGCCCCCCGCUGAGCCAGAGCGGGUCGGUCAGGGGCGGGCUCGAGGCCGCCGCCAGGGCGAGGGCUUCGUCCCCCUCGGGCAAAUCCCUCGGCAGCCCCACCAGCAUGAUGAGCAUGUCGCUGUCGCCCGUCGCGUCGUCCACCACUGGCAACAACGGGGGCGAGAUCGCCAUCGAGACCAUGAGCCAGGCGCUGCGGAGGACUGGUAGCGGGGAUUUGAGCGUCGGGAAUGGCGUGCGCAGUUUCCCGACGAGUCCGAUCUGAGGAUUUGUUUUUGAUCGAUUACGGGGAGGGAGUGAGGAGAAGAUGGGGGGGGCGAGGGGGGAUGUGUUGUGGCGGCCGGCGGAGAGGUUGCGCGAUACCCAGCU
Messenger RNA from Chaetomium fimeti, 1459 nucleotides. RefSeq lists its product as uncharacterized. The record is from RefSeq and is a predicted model, not a curated record. Lineage: Eukaryota; Fungi; Ascomycota; Sordariomycetes; Sordariales; Chaetomiaceae. The coding region runs from base 165 to 1355 and encodes 396 amino acids. The transcript has 2 exons.